AUGAAGCUGGUACUUCCUAACCCAGGUUUGGAUGACAGGAUCCCUUCCUAUGAUGAUCUGGAGAGGAUGGAUAAGGAGGAGGCUGGGGACAGGCCAAAAUGGGACAACAAAGCCCAGUACAUCCUAACCUGUGUGGGAUUCUGCGUUGGGAUUGGCAAUGUGUGGAGGUUCCCUUACUUGUGUCAAAGUCAUGGAGGAGGUGCAUUUUUAAUUCCCUACCUGAUCCUGCUUGUCCUGGAAGGAAUGCCUCUCUUGUUGCUGGAGUUUGGCAUCGGCCAGCGUCUCAGGAAAGGCAGUGUAGGAGUCUGGAGGUCCAUCAACCCUUAUCUGACUGGUAUUGGUAUAGCCUCCAUGUUGGUGUCCUUAUUGAUUGGACUGUACUACAACACCUUGAUAGCCUGGAUUAUCUGGUAUCUCUUCAAUUCCUUUCAAAGCCCGCUGCCUUGGACCCAGUGUCCUCUGAAUAUCAAUGGAACAGGAUUUGUACCGGAGUGUGAACAGAGCUCCACUGUUGAUUAUUAUUUCUACCGAGUGACUUUGAAUAGUACCACCUCUAUAACUGACUCUGGAGGAAUCAACUGGCCGAUAGUACUCUGCCUGUUAACUGCCUGGACAAUUGUGGCAAUCUGCUGCAUAAGGGGCAUCAGCACAGCAGGCAAGGCAGUGUACGUCACAGCCAUCUUGCCUUACAUAGUGCUGGGCAUCUUCCUGAUCAGAGGACUGACUCUAAAAGGUGCCACGACUGGAUUAAAGUUCCUCUUCACACCAGACGUGAAUGAGUUGAUAAAACCAUCCACUUGGCUGGAUGCAGGUGCCCAGGUCUUUUAUGCCUUUGGGGUGGGGUGGGGAGGCCUCAUCUCCUUUUCAAGCUACAACCCUGUUCACAACAACUGCGUGCAAGAUGCUGUGAUCCUGUCGGUCGUGACUAGCCUCACCUCAGUGUAUGCUGCAGCAGUUACUUACUGCAUCAUUGGCUUCAGAGCAACUGAAAAAUAUGAUACCUGUAUCAGUGAUAACAUCAUGAAAUUAUUAAAUGAAUUUGAGCUCCCUGAAGACAACAUCACCACAAGCAACUAUGAGGAGGCCUUUAAUAGUCUCAACAGCUCUUAUCCUGAUAUAGUUCUUGGAUUGGACAUCAAAACUUGUGACAUGCAGAAACUUCUUAGUGAGGGAGUGGAGGGAACAGGUCUGGCCUUCAUCGUGUUCACAGAAGCCAUCACCCAGAUGCCCGGUUCUCCAGCUUGGUCCGUCCUCUUUUUCGUCAUGCUUUUCAGCUUAGGACUCUCGACCCUGUUUGGCAACAUCGAAGGAGUGGUGGUCCCAUUGAAAGACUUGAAUGUAUUCCCUAAAAAAUGGCCACAUGAAGUACUGACAGGUUUAACAUGUGCCAUAGCCUUCAUCAUCUGUCUCCUGUUUGCCCAGAAUUCAGGGCUUUAUUGGGUAACUCUCUUUGACAACUUUGCUGGAUCUGUUCCACUUCUGACCAUUGGAUUGUUCGAGAUGAUAGCUGUUGUAUACAUUUACGGAAUUGACAGGUUCAAUGAGGACUUUGAGUUCAUGGUUGGAUACAAGCCCUCUAUCUUUUGGCAAAUUUCAUGGAGGUUCACCAGUCCUCUAAUUGUGCUGGUUAUUUUAGUUUUCUACCUGGUGACACAAGUCCAAGAAGCACUCACGUACUCAGUUUGGGAUCCCGACUCUGAGAAGUUCCCGUCUCUGGCUUCAGUACCCUACCCUUCUUGGAUAUACGUGAUCAUCUUUCUGUUGGCAGGAGUUCCCAGUCUGGUAGUGCCUGCGUAUGCAUUGUGUAGAUUUGUCUUUGUUUGCUGUAAGAACAAAAAGCACCAGGAGAUGAGUAAACUCAAGAAUCUGUAG
Gymnodraco acuticeps is the source of this 1872-nucleotide messenger RNA. Its product is annotated as sodium-dependent neutral amino acid transporter B(0)AT1-like. Gene Ontology annotation, cellular component: membrane. The record is from RefSeq and is a predicted model, not a curated record. Gene Ontology annotation, biological process: sodium ion transmembrane transport. The transcript is spliced from 13 exons. Lineage: Eukaryota; Metazoa; Chordata; Actinopteri; Perciformes; Bathydraconidae. Bases 1 to 1872 code for a protein of 623 amino acids.